Cutaneotrichosporon cavernicola is the source of this 2643-nucleotide messenger RNA. RefSeq lists its product as uncharacterized. Gene Ontology annotation, biological process: microtubule nucleation; cytoplasmic microtubule organization; spindle assembly. Lineage: Eukaryota; Fungi; Basidiomycota; Tremellomycetes; Trichosporonales; Trichosporonaceae. Gene Ontology annotation, cellular component: gamma-tubulin complex; centrosome; spindle pole. The coding region runs from base 1 to 2643 and encodes 880 amino acids. The record is from RefSeq and is a predicted model, not a curated record. The transcript has 6 exons. Gene Ontology annotation, molecular function: gamma-tubulin binding; microtubule minus-end binding.
AUGCAGAGUAGAGGGAGUCCCCUCGAGACGCUCGUCUACUCGGUCCUCCCUGGACUGAGCCAGCUCCCACCACGCGAGCGACAAGCACGCGUCGACGAGCUCGUUGAGUACGCCGACGACAUCCUUGCUAGCCGCCUCCCCUCAUCCAUUCCCCUCGGCGCCGGCGGAUUACCUGACGCAGCUCGCCGUCUCCUUCCUACCAACGGUGACGCACUGCGCUUCAACGCGCUCUGGAGCGCCGUUGAGCGUAACCGCACCCUCUCUGCCCCAAGCAAGCAGUUGCAGUUUCUCCUCGCUCUCUCGUCCCUAAACAGGACAUCAGAACCGACUUUUGCUGCAUCUCCUCGGCGACAACACACGCGCACCGACUCCUACGGACUCGGUACUCCGGCGCCGCCGCGUGCUGCUGCGCCGCUUGGCGAACCGUCCCGCUCCCCCGCCUCGCCGUCUAAGCUGGGACGGAGCAAGGCGGAGCUCCUUCGUGAGUGGCGGACUGAGCGUGGCCGUCGUCCCUUCCCUGAACACCUGCUCCUCCGUGACGCGCUGUAUCUGCUGCAAGGGAUUGAUGGGCGGUACGUCCGCUUCGCUGUCGCGCCGCCACCCGAGCGCAACCCGUACCUCACGGAGCGGGGGCGGGAAGGUGAUGGAACGGGUUUUCCACUCGGCGCGAAUGGGCUCGUGGUUCCCGUCGACGCGGAGCCACAGGUCGUCGGGAUUGAUAUUGUGGCAGACGAGCCAAGGGAAGGGUAUAUUGCCAAACCGACGAGGAAUAUCCUCGUACAGCUGUCUGAGCUCGGCGUGCUGUAUCGCCGGAUAACAACUUUUAUCAAGGAGCACCAGGCGGCUGGGCCGAGCUCACGGAGCGGCAUGGUCGUGCAAAGUCUAUGUCACUUUCUCCACCACGAGCUGUCCGAGUACCACCGUCUGCUGGCGGUGCUUGAGUCGCAGAUGGACCUCACAGGACCCGGUGAAAUUGCACCACCAGAAUCAGGCCUGACGCUCAUCCGACUCGGACUGUGGACAGAGGACAUGCGCCUCAAGCUCCGACUCAUGGGCUCGAUUGUGGACGACGCGCAGAGCGCACACGGUGGCGCGCUCGUGUCCAAGAUCCACAAACACACAGCUCACGGUGACCCAUUGGUGCGCCGCUUUACGGACCAGAUCCUCGAGGAGGUGUCCAAGCCCUUCUUCCUCACACUGCAGCGCUGGAUCAUCUCGGGAGAGCUGCAUGAUCCGUUCAACGAGUUCUUCGUCCAGCCCAACCCCGAGAUCACGAGCGACGACGUCAACGCCUACGCGGCUGGCGACCUCGGCUUCGAGGAGGGACUCGACAGUGGCGGCGGGGCGAAUGACGCACACCAGAUGUGGGAGAAGAGAUACAUCUUCGUCAAGGCGAUGAUGCCUGGCUUCAUCAACGAGGACUUUGGCAAGAAGAUAUUCUCCACAGGACGCAGUCUUAACUUCAUUCGCUAUAACUGCUACGACAGCGACUGGGUGUCUGAGCAGGCGGCGUUGUCGAAGCUCGAGGCGCUCAAGUACAGUGACCUGAACGGGCUCGAGCGCUCGAUUGACGUCGCCUACUCCAAAGCCAGUAAACACCUCCUCGAGAUCUUUUACGAGAAGUACCACCUCAUGGACCAUCUUGUCGCGCUCAAGAGCUACCUGAUGCUCGGCGCGGGCGACUUUGUCGACCUGCUCAUGGAAUCACUAUCCGCGCGUCUCGACCGUCCAGCCAUCAGUCUGUAUCGGCAUCAUCUGACGUCGGACCUCGAGAGUGCGAUCCGCGGUUCGAGCGCACAGUACGACCCGCCAGAUGUACUGCGCCGCCUGGACGCGCGCGUGAACGAGUACUCGCGUGGCGAGAUCGGCUGGGACUGCUUUGCACUCGAGUACCGUGUUGAGUCACCACUGAAUGCGGUGCUCGACGCGCGCGCGAUGGAGGGCUACGCCCGCCUCUUCCACCACCUGUGGCGGCUGAAACGCGUCGAAACGGCCCUCACAGAGGGCUGGAUGCGCGUAACCGCUGCAAGCCGGGCGUUCGAUGCCUUACCCUCCCAAGACGGGCUGUGGCACAGCUCUCGCCUAGCGCAGGCCGAGAUGGUGCACUUCCUGCGCAACAUGCAGGCGUUCUGUCAGCUCGAGGUGAUCGAGUGCAGCUGGACUGCGUUGGAGGAAAUCACGGAUAGAAGGGACGGCGAUCUCGACGCGUUAAUCAGCGCCCAUCGGACAUAUCUCGACCGAGUGGUACGCAAAAUCCUCCUCCUCGGCGUUAACAAGGACGACAGCCUGCUCCGCCUCGUACAGGAGGCACUUGGGCACAUCCUCGCCUUCAAGACGGCCACAGAAGACCUGUUCAAGUGGAGCCUAGGCGAGGCGACGCGGCUUGACCGUAUUCGCGGCAUCGAGCGCGGGUUAAGCGCCGACGACUCGCGCGCUGCCGAGGCUGAGGGCACGUCUUCGCGCGAGAAGCUCGAGGAGAUCCGAUCACGCAUCUCCAAGUGCUCGCUCGGCUUCCAGGACACGGUGGGGAGUGUGUGCAAGGAGGCGGCGGCACAUGCCGACCUCGACGUUAGGUUCCUGGCAAUCCGCAUCGCAUUUAAUGGACACUACUCGAUGCGACGUGGGAAGAAGAAGGCAGCGUAG